Messenger RNA from Exophiala mesophila, 1545 nucleotides. RefSeq lists its product as uncharacterized. Lineage: Eukaryota; Fungi; Ascomycota; Eurotiomycetes; Chaetothyriales; Herpotrichiellaceae. The transcript is spliced from 2 exons. The record is from RefSeq and is a predicted model, not a curated record. Bases 112 to 1026 code for a protein of 304 amino acids. Gene Ontology annotation, biological process: fatty acid beta-oxidation. Gene Ontology annotation, cellular component: mitochondrion. Gene Ontology annotation, molecular function: enoyl-CoA hydratase activity.
CUUCUUCCCACACUUUUUCGCCCUCUUCUUGUCUUACACUCACUCAUUCAGUCAACCCACUAGAACCUUUCGGAAAGCGCUCUUGCUUGACAAUUCCUCUUCUCACUCACAAUGAGCGCCCGCACCGUCACUAUUCGGGCGUGGACCACCCUGCGAGCAUGCCCUCAGCAAACCAAAGUGCGGGCAUAUUCAGCAGCGGUUGAACCGUCACCGAUCAAAGUACAGCAUUACCCUGCGCCUCAUUCCGGCAACAUUCGAGUUCUGCUACUGGAUCGCCCUGAGGCGCGUAAUGCUUUGUCGAGACGGCUGAUUGCAGAUUUGAGACGCCAUGUCGACGAGAUUCAGGCUGAAGGUGGAAGAGGCGGCACCCGAGCCUUGAUCAUUGCUUCAAACACAGAUAAAGCCUUCUGUGCUGGUGCUGAUUUAAGGGAGCGGAAAGGAAUGACACAAUCAGAGACUCGAGAAUUUCUCUUGAAUAUGAGAAACACCUUUACGGAUCUGUCGAAACUGCCUAUCCCUACAAUCACAGCGAUCUCGUCGGUUGCGUUAGGAGGUGGGUUGGAGCUUGGUUUAUGUACCACUAUGCGCGUCUUUGGAUCUGGCGUCACAGUCGGUCAGCCCGAAACGAAGUUGGCCAUCAUCCCAGGUGCUGGUGGUACAUACCGACUGCCUGCAUUGAUUGGGCUCAAUCGAGCACGGGACAUGAUCAUCACCGGAAGACGUGUUUCUGGAGCCGAGGCAUACUUCCUGGGCCUCUGUAAUCGACUGGUGGAGAUCCUGCCAGAGGAGGAGAAAGAGGAGGGCAAGGCUCGGGCCAAAGUCCUCGAGGCUAGUUUACAAUUGGCCAACGAUAUAUGUGAAGGUGGUCCGAUUGCUCUGACACAAGCUAUGCGCGCGGUUGAAGGUUGGCAAAGAGGUGAGGCUUCCGAAAACGAAGCCUACGAAGUGGUCUUGGAAACAGAAGACCGUCUGGAAGCUCUCAAGGCCUUUUCAGAAAAGCGAAAACCCGCCUUCAAGGGCAGGUGAAAUUUGUCAGAGAACUCUAGUCGAAAGGGUCUAAUGAUUUCUGAAACAUGUUGGCCAUUGGUUUGGGAGCUUGCUUGCAGGAUUCUACAUCCUCCACGACCGUCUCUGAGUGUCAUGACAAAGCCUGUCCGGCUACAAGGAUCGUGGUUCAUCUGUCUCAGUGACAACCUCAGUCAUCCUCGAGCUCGGAGUGGGCACUUUCAACCUCGCUUGCAUACUCCUCCUCGGCCUCUUUCAACCUCUCGAAAUCGCUACUGGAGGCAUCCGAAUCUGCAGCUGCAGCCCUGGCCUCUUCAAGAUCCUCGCGAGCUUCUUGCAGGGAAGAACGUUGACUUGAUGAGAGAUUUUGGUUGAACUCCAGGGGCGGCUCUGCUGGGGGAGGAGGUCCAGGCGGAGGGGCGCCGUAGCCAUAGCCACCUCCGUAUCCAGGGUCGUAUGCUGGUUGUGGAGGUGGGGCGGCGGCGGCUUGAUGAUGGCUACCAUCAUCUGAUAAGGCAGCACCUGCUAGAGCACCGAUGG